GUUGUCGUGUUGGCUUCGUGUUAUAAUGAUAAACGAAACAUAUGUGUAACAUUUGUGUACUACACCAUAAUUUUUUUUUUACGAUAACACUAUUCUCCUGGAGAGAGUAGAUAUUAUUCGAAAGUGUACAUUUUUGAAUAAUAUUAAAUAUCGCCGUAGUCCUACUUUUUAGCACAAUCUACCAAAGUGUUCAUUGUUGAUUGGUCCACUUUCGAAUAUAUCAAAUAUUCACCGCUCAGAAAAACAAUUGGGUAUUUGUUAAAUCUCAAGUAAAAUUAAUUUUAUAUUCCACAUUUUCUAACUGAGCAAUGUUUGCCCGUGUCACAUUUUAUCCAACUCUUUUAUACAAUGUAUUUAUGGAAAAGGUAACUCAGCGCAACUGGUAUGAUCGAAUUGAUGAAAAUGUUAUAUUGGGAGCACUUCCUUUCAGGAAUAUAAGUCAAAAAUUAAUUGAUGAGGAAAAUGUCAGAUGUGUGAUAUCAAUGAAUGAAUCGUAUGAACUGGAACAUUUCACACCUCAACCAGAAGAAUGGAAAAAAAUGGGCGUAGAACAUUGUCAGCUGAGUACAAAAGAUAUUUUUGAGACUCCAUCACAUGAAAAAUUAAUUCAAGGUGUUUCAGUGAUGGAAUCAGUUUCAAAAGAUGGUAAAACUGUGUAUGUACAUUGCAAGGCAGGCCGUACUCGUAGUGCUACACUUGUGGGAUGUUAUUUGAUGUCUAAACAUAAUUGGACUCCUGAACAAGCAAUCGAAAAUAUUGUAUCCAAGCGACCUCAUAUUUGGUUAAGAAAUCAACAAUUAGAGAGUCUCAAAAAGUAUUAUGAUGCUGUGGUAAAAGAAAAAUUUAAUGCUUUCAAAAUGGAUAGUAAUUAAAACAUCUACUCGCUAUGACCAAUAACAAUCAUUUUACUCGUUUUAGAAUAUUAACAUUUCGAGUAAUUAACAACAUAUCUUCAUAACCAUGGACAUCACUAACAUUAGAAUUAAUAAGAGUAUUAAGAGUAUAAUAUAAUAAAAAUUUCGGGAUUCAACUAGUAAUUGUAAUUCUAAAUGUACUUUAUAUUUCAUUGCGUUGCUCAAUCCUUUAUUACAUCUCUUGUUCUCAAAAAGAUUUUAACAUGAUUAUUUUUAGUACCUAUUAUUAUUAUCAUCACUAUAAUUAUUAUAUAAUUCCUUUAAAGGUGAAGUGUUUAAAUGUUGAUAGUCUGUGAUAAUUUUCCUAUUUUUUUUUUUCUUUGGCAUGUUCGGUUAUUUUUUCUUGAAAAAUUUAUUUGAAAUUCAUUUCAAUGAAUUAGAAUAUGUUAUUUUAUAUAUCUUGUGACUAAUAAGUAAUUUUAUAUGUUGUUUACUUUGUCAACUAUUUUAGAUAAAUUGAUACGGGGUGUAAGGAGGAAUUAGUUGGACAAAGUAAUAUUUUAAUGAUGUGUACAACUUUAGAAUCUGAAUGAAUGAUACAACUUUAUUGUUUGUUGUUAAUAUACCUAUUUUUGUUUAUUA
Acyrthosiphon pisum (pea aphid) is the source of this 1496-nucleotide messenger RNA. RefSeq names its product protein tyrosine phosphatase, mitochondrial 1 (gene PTPMT1). The transcript has 6 exons. Gene Ontology annotation, molecular function: phosphoprotein phosphatase activity; phosphatidylinositol-4,5-bisphosphate 5-phosphatase activity; phosphatidylglycerophosphatase activity. The record is from RefSeq and is a predicted model, not a curated record. The coding region runs from base 309 to 872 and encodes 187 amino acids. Gene Ontology annotation, biological process: protein dephosphorylation. Lineage: Eukaryota; Metazoa; Arthropoda; Insecta; Hemiptera; Aphididae.